UCAGAAACAUUCGAAGAGAGGAUGAAAUUAAUGCAUCCCAAUAUGACACCAGAAGAGAUAGCACAACAGAAAAAGAACGUGGAAGGAUGCAUCGGCUUCCUUCUUGUUGUCGUAUGUUUCCUCAUAUUAUACUCUUUCGUUUCAUCUGCAUCAACACCCAACCAUAACCUUCUCGAGAUCAAAAUAGUUUCUAUGGAUUUCACGGCCGAGCCUAAUAAUAAUAACAAGAAUAGCACACAACAAAGUCAUUAUUUUCCUCUAGUUAGUGCUAGAUGGGAUUUAUUGAUAAGAGUCCCGGGAGAACUUGUUGGUAAUGAUAUAUGUCUUCAAGGAAACCUCCAAGCUUCUUUCCUUUACAAGAAUGUCACUCUUGUUACUUCCUCUCUCCACAGUUACAACGAACUCGAGCUAGGAGCGCCUCAGCUUCUUACCGUUUCUGCGGUUGCUACUGGAGAAGAUUUGAGCGGCGCGAUUGGGAAAGAGAUUAUGGAGGCUAUCAAAGAGAGGAAUGAAGUGCAGUUUGGAUCGCAGUUGUCUCUAACAGAUUGUAGAGAGGAGACAAAGAAAGGAACGGUGAGCUAUGAAUGCGAUGAAGCUAAGUUGCGGUUUGAUCAUCUAGGCUCUGAUCAGAUUAGGGCCACUGCGUAUGGAGACCACCCUACCUGCAUCAUUAAAGAAUAAGAAGUUUGUAUCAAGCACCCGAUUGCGUCUGGGGACCACCGUACUUUGUUAGUCCUUUAUCUUUAAUUAUGUGUUAUCGGUGUUGGGUUUUAGUUACUAGAAAAGUUUGCUGGCAAAAAAAUCAUUUAAUAAAAUCAUAAGUUUUAUUCUUUUGUUUAA
This is a messenger RNA of Brassica oleracea var. oleracea, 840 nucleotides long. RefSeq lists its product as uncharacterized. Lineage: Eukaryota; Viridiplantae; Streptophyta; Magnoliopsida; Brassicales; Brassicaceae. The transcript has 2 exons. The coding region runs from base 22 to 681 and encodes 219 amino acids. The record is from RefSeq and is a predicted model, not a curated record.